Messenger RNA from Protopolystoma xenopodis, 885 nucleotides. Lineage: Eukaryota; Metazoa; Platyhelminthes; Monogenea; Polystomatidea; Polystomatidae. The record is from the annotation of a GenBank genome assembly.
AUGGAACAGAUUCAAAGUGAGCGAAAGUCAGAUGAUCACAACAUGAAUGACCGCGGACAAAAGGCUUCUGUCGUCGGCAGGCCCGGACGCCGAGUCUACCAGCCCAGCGGCGUGGUUACAUGUUGUGGCAAUGUGCCGGCCGGCCGGCCGGCAAGCCUGGUCGGUUGUAAAGGCGGCUUGAUGGCGGAAACUGGGUGCAGACGAAGAAGCGAUGCUGCCGAUGUCAACUCGAUGGUACCACCGAUGAGGUGGGGCGGUGCCACACGAACUCACCGUGGUUGGAUCGAUUGCGUGAGGACGACAGGCAACAUGGGCGCACACAGUUCAGGGUCACAUGAAGAACGGCCGGUCGGCUGGCCGGCUGGCGCGUGGAUGAGGGAAAAAGACACAUCACGUGUUUCUAUGACGCUCUGGUUUCGGCUUCGAGACGGCGACCUGAAGAAGUGUCGGUGCACAGAUGCCCUGGUCCGAGAACGCAGUGUGUGUGUGUGCCCACGCCAAUCGCCAGGUUGGCGUGGUCAAGCCAGCAGAUUUACCCGAUUGGCAGAAACCGGGGUGAUUUGCGUGGGCGAAUCUGAGCGCCACGCUAAUACCGACCCUAGAGACAGAGAGUUGGCAACUAGGCUGGACUGGACUGGUCGGUCUGGCUGUGUCUUCUGUUGGGACAUCAGCAGACGCGAAGAGGGGAAAUGCCCUUCACCCUCCAAGCCUCAUCCAGGCCUUCACCUCUUGGCUGCGCUGUCGCGCCAAUUACCUACACCAACAACAACCCAAAUUUGCCAGGUGGGGGAGUCGGCGUGUGUGUGUGUGUUGAGAGUGGGGUUGGUAUGGUUUGUCUCUUCAGUGGGCAAAGCAGGCCUUUAUUUGUCCGUCUACCGGCGAUGA